CGGAUGCGUUGUGCCGUGUGUGUGUGUGUGUUUUGGCUGGAUGUGGUGUGAUGCAAUCUCGCAUUUUCCCAUUCGAAGAGAUUUUGGGCUGAACUGCAUAAAACCACAGCAAAAUAGCAGGCCUAAUCGUUUUAGUCAUCUGAUAUCACUGGAAUCAGUGUCAUUGGAAAGUGAUCGGCUUACACAAUCCGAGCUCUACUCAAAACACUACAAUAGACCGAACAUAGAACUCUUCUGGCGUGUGUGUGUUGCAAAGGACGAAGCGCAGCCUGUCGGACAAAGCUUUCACAUCGUACCAAAGAAACAUCCACGAUUGUAACAUCCAGCAGAAACAGCAACAGUAAGGCCAACACAACAUACACGAAAAAAUCACGCAUAUCCUGGACGGUUAAAAAUAUCCACCAGAACCAGCAGCAGCAUCGUCAUUGACUACUUCGAUUCGUGGAGUAGUAGCGUGCAAAAGCUUUCGCACACAAGUCAAACCGAUCAACACCGCUCGGCUGUCAAGCAUUGGCCUUUUUCCUAUUGCCAUCAAGUAAGUUUUCCACGGGCAGAGUCAACGUACACAUCUUCGGUUUCGGCUGACGCGUACCGAGUGCCGGGUAAAGAAAACUUGCGUCCGUAGUGACUGUACUUCUCUGGUGGUGGUGGUGGUUGCAGCAGUGUGCAGUGGGAUAAAAGCAGGAGGGGAACCAUUAGGCCAGUGUCGGUUGGUUGGUGGUGGUUGUAGUGGUUUUCUGAGCCUAAUAUGACGCUUGCUGAAAUGUACUCUUUCUCGACCAGUAAAUCCGGUGCGAGUGCGAACGGUAGCGGCAGUUCGCUAGUUUCGUCGACGACUUCGUCUUCCGGUGGAUCUUCGGCAGUGUCGGCUGCAUCGGUGGUCGUCGGAGAGGUGCCGGUUUCCUCUACGUCCGCUUCGGCCGCACCGUCCACUGUGCAAUCGAUGGUUGUUUCGGUGGCAGCAGCUGCUUCGCCGGAGUUGGUUGCCGCUGGGGUAGCAGUGGAGCGAACGGCAUCCGGUGUGUCGGCGGUACCAAGUGCGGUCACUUCUACGACGCACGCGAACGCGUCUGCUGGUACGAUUUUGCAGCAAACGCCACCAAGCGGUGCUGUAUCGGUGUCUCCCCGUUCGGAGCAACUUGUGCCGAAGUUGGUCGGAGGCCCAUCGCCGAACAGCAGUAGCAGCGUUUGCAGCAACGGUAGCAGCACCAGCAGCAGCGGCAGCGGCAUGUUCCCGGAGGUCUUCAAGCUGGAGGAUAUGCUGGAUUUGGAGAACGUGGGCAAUGGGGCGCUGAGCGAGAAUGGGAGUACCGGUGGCGACUUCCAGCUCGACAACGGUUCCCUCUCCGAUUUGAUGGAACAGGAUUGCACCCUAUGCAAGAACAAAUUCACUUCACCACGUGUGCUGUCCUGUUUGCAUGUGUUUUGCGAAAGCUGUCUCGAUAAGCUGCUGAGCGACGGUUCCAGUGACAAGAACCUUGAGGGCGGAAUUGGAAAUACGAUUGUUUGCACCAUCUGCAAACAGACCACUCCGAUCGGUCCGAAGGGUGCAGCUGGCUUGCAUCAGGAUUACAUUUUGAGCAACGUGCUGGAUUUGUCUACGAUUGAGCCGGCGCUGCUGGCGUGCACCUCGUGCAAGAGCAAGGAAAUGGCCAUCUCGCGCUGCAACGACUGUGCCAACUUUCUGUGCGACAGUUGCGAGUAUGCGCAUCAGCAUAUGCGCUGCUUCGAGGACCACAAGGUCGUGCAGCUGGAAGAUUUGCGCAAGUCGUCGGAAAAGGUGGCCAUCCACAAACCGCUCUACUGCUCGGUGCACGCGACGGAAAAUUUGAAGUACUACUGCUUCAACUGCUCCACACCGGUCUGCAACGAGUGCCUGAUCGGCGAGCACAAAGGGAACGAUCACAACUACCAUAUCAUCAGCGAGGCCGAAAAGCCAAUGCGGCAGGAGCUGGAGUGCUCGAUGCGGGAGGCGAAAUCCAAGAUCGAGUGCUGCAAUCAGGCGACCACCAAGCUGGAAUCGUCGCUGCACGACCUGCAGAGCCAGUACGAGACGGCACGCGGGCUUAUCAACGAGUCAUUCCAGAGCUUUAAGGCGGUGCUCGAACAGUGCCGGGAGAAUGCGUUGAAAAAUCUGGAAAAGCUGCAUUCCGAGCGUGAGUUGAAAAUCAUGGACAUGUACGAGAAUGUUGCGAAGUCCGUGGAGAAAAUCGAAGUCGCCACCAGGUACGCCCGGAAGGUGCUGGAUCAGGCCAAUGGGCCGGAACUGUUGAGCCUGAAGAGCAUGAUCUGCGCCCAGCUGAACCAGGUGAUGGGCACCGCGCCGAAGGGGGACGCAAAGUUUUCGAUCGAAUUCCACAGCAACUACGAGAAGUUUGAACAGCUCGUACCGGACCUGUUUGGCAAAUUCCGUACCGAAUCAUGUCUGCCGGCCAGUAUGAACGAAACCACCCCAUCACCUACGCUUCCCGGCGUACCGAUCAUGGUGUCCGAUGCGCAUCAUCAGCCAGCGAGCGGGAGCUGCGGACUGAGUCAGGGUCCGCUGACCGCUUCGGUAACGGCUAGCAGCCCCAUUUCGUUGCCCACCUCGAUGCAAUCCUCGUUCGACGGCGACAUUUCGACCCUGGGCACCACUUACAUGCUGCCGAACGUUCUGACGCCGGAACCGGUGGCUGGUGCGGGUACGAUUUCCGGCGCUUCGAAUCCACUCAGUGGCGGCGCACCAUCACCGAACGUCGUCGUUGGUGCAGGCCCACCAACCCUGCCCGGACUGUCGAGCAUUGCCGAGUAUAAUCUACACCGGUUGGCAAAUCUGGCCGGUGAAACGUCUGCGAACGAUAUGACCGACUCGAUCGUACCGGUUGUCAACAGCAGUCCCGCAACGGGACCGGCCGCAGGCGCAACGCCAAACUUUACGCUCGCCGAUCUGAUCUCCGGCAAUCAGCACGCUAUACAGGCGCUCGCCAAAUACUCGAUGGGCGGUCAGGACAUGGCCGGCAACGGUUCGAUGCUGACGCCCCAUCCCAGCCUGGACAGUGUGCCGAUGAUGAACGAUUUCCCUGGCGUGUUGCCGGGCUCGACAUCUUCUAUCCUGCCCGUUCCACCGAACAUGUCGAAUAUCGAUGGUGCCGGCAUGAACGGUGCCGGCGGCGACAUGGCUAUGAGUCGCUUCCAGCCGUCGGUGUGUGUGAAUGGGCGUACGAAGGCCACGCCGAUGCAGAUUCGUACCAAGUUCGGUUCUCUCGGGCAAACGAAGGGACAGUUCAACUCGCCGCACGGCUUCUGCUUGGGCGUGGACGAGGAAAUCGUUGUGGCCGAUACGAACAAUCAUCGCAUCGAGAUAUUCGAAAAGAAUGGCACGUUCAAGUUCUCGUUCGGCGUACCGGGCAAGGAGGAGGGUCAACUGUUUUAUCCGCGCAAGGUGGCCGUCAUGCGCACCAGCGCCAAGUUUGUCGUGUGCGACCGAGGCAACGAGCGUUCGCGGAUGCAAAUCUUUUCCAAAAACGGCCACUUCAUCAAGAAGAUCGCUAUCAGAUACAUUGACAUUGUGGCUGGAUUGGCGGUUACGAACAAGGGAUUGAUUGUAGCGGUGGACAGUGUCUCGCCGACCGUGUUCAUCAUAUGCGAGGACGGCAAUCUGAUACACUGGUUCGACUGUAGCGACUUCAUGCGCGAACCUUCCGAUAUCGCUAUAAAUGGAACGGAUUUUUUCGUGUGCGAUUUCAAGGGACACUGCGUGGCUGUAUUCGGAGAAGAUGGCACGUUCAAGUAUCGUAUCGGCAGUGAAAAAAUUACCUGCUUUCCGAACGGUAUCGAUAUAUCUGAUGCUGGUGAUGUGCUCAUCGGCGAUUCACAUGGUAACCGCUUCCAUGUGGCCUGCUAUUCGAAGGAUGGACAUUUGCAGUCGGAGUUUGAAUGUCCGUAUGUUAAGGUAUCCCGUUGCUGUGGACUGAAAAUCACCUCGGAAGGAUAUGUGGUAACUUUAGCCAAAAAUAAUCAUCAUGUCCUUGUCCUGAACACACUCUACAUUCAGUGAUCAAUAGCGGGCGCGAGAAUUUUAAAGCCUAAUUAUUAAGGCACAUCCUGCACACUCCUUUUCUCUCCCACCAACGUUGAUCCUGGUGCACGUUAGUCCUUCGCUUGCACACGUGCGUGAGUAUUCUAGCUAUGAUUUCUUAUGACAUUCAUCAUCUCUCGUCGCGCAUCUAUCAAUGAGUGUAAAAGCGGUGUGUUGAACAAGUUCGACGUUCGUACGACACAUACCAACAGCGAUGGGACACACAAGCCAUCCAAGUCCUCCACCAGCAAACUGUUUACGAGAUAGAGAGAAAAAAACGAGAUAGAUUCAUCGAGCUUUCGGGGCAUGAUUUUUGUGUCGCGUUAUUGCUUAUAGUACGUUGUCGAACAAGCGAUUGAUUCGCGCGAUUAGGAGCAAACUAAUUACCAAUUAACCAGAAUUAUGCUCCCCCCCCUCCAAUAUGCAACAAAAGCAAGUGCUUUUCUUCGUUCAACCGAUGAAUGGAUGAUAUUAUUAAUUUUGUAGAUGGGGUAGCAAGCAAGGUAGCAAGGAUUAUCAUUAUUUUAAUUGUUUGUGUUCACCGUAGGUAACGUUUUGCACGAUUGCGCAAUCGAUCUAUUAUAUUAUUCGAUAUUUAUUAUUUGAAGAUGACAAACAAUACAUGAUCUCUGUUUUUGUGUUUUACAUCUACGUAGUGAGACAUUCGGUAAAAGCCAGGCCAUUAGCAGUUUUAAUAGCCGCGCGUAUUUGGUGAAACGAACGCGUACUACUACUGUGGGGUUUCCUAAGAUUAUAAGAACCGCCUCAACUAUAUCUAUAUUUACAGCGUGAACUAUGUGUAGCAGAACAGAAUAUUAUGGCCCCGGCAUAGGUCGGAUGUAGUGUGCACCGUUGGUUUCGGUGACGACCAUCCAACAAAAAAAAACACAACGAGCGUGCAUUAUUACACCCCAACAAAAAAACAAACAAUAGUUCGCGGUUUUAUGCGUCCAAAAAGUAUAUCUCUACAUCUUAUUAACCAUACCGGUACAAAAGGAAUUACACUUUUGGGGCAAGUCCACCAGCGCAUUCAUACAGCGGCAUUGCUGUUGUAAAUAGUACUGAAGUCUUUUUCACCUGUCUUGGUAUUUUAUCUCAGAUUCGACUUAAUGCAAUCCUUUGCGGGACACAUACACAUGCGAAAGCAAGGCGCAGGGAGACAAAACUGUUUCCAACACCGUAGCAAAACGAAAAUGGUAAAUCAGGAUUGUAAAUUUAAAGCAUGUUCAACAUGCCAUAAGAACCCCACAAAGGGUGGACCCGAUAAAGGGCAUGGUGGUUGCGAAAUGCGAAGCUCGGAUAACAGGACAGAUGAGCGGGAUUUUCAAAGUAUUGGAAAAGUCAAAUGUGUUACUAUCGAUAUAUAUAUAUUUUUUGAAUGAAAAAUUACAAACCACAACACAUACGGAUGGAAACGAAAACAAGCGCUAAUCAAGACGAAUGUGCGCAAGAGAGUGAGAGAAUCGAGAAAUUGAAUUGCUAACAUCUUUUUUACACUAUUUGGCCCAACAGUCUAAGCAGCAAUACAAUUUUCCCGAUUGCCGGUUAGUAAAAACAAAACAAAAACAUUUUAAUCAGACGGUGGCGCACUGCACUGCACUACAAAGUGUCCGGCAGGAGAGAAACGGGGGGUAUCCCAGCACGGCUUUACGAAGCGAGAAUAUCGUUCCUCCUUUAUUUUAGUAUUUACUGUUUUAACAAACCGUGAACCGAUUACGUUGUUGGCAGAUAUUUUUGUCCCCCUAAUUUUUCCUGAUCCAAGUUCCAUGUUUUUUUAUUUUCGUCUAGUUUACAUACAUUGCCUUUGCAAUAAUGUUAAGAUUUAAGGUAUGGCGUUGUUUUAUCGUCAUUAGGUUAGGUUAAGAAAAACACCACUCACCUUUUGUUUUUAUUGCAUCCGGGGAUGUUUUUUUUGUUGUUUAUUGAUACAGAAAGACAUUUUUGUGAUUUUUUUUGCGUAGUUCGGUAAUGAUUUUUAUUUGCUGUGCUCGAAACCGAUAGAGUCGCGCUCGAUUGAUCGUUCGAACACCACAGCAGGUCCACCAGUAAACAAUGUAUUUCUCUAUUCGAUAGAUUUUUUCUUUUUGUUCCCACCAAACCCUAACCGCAAAUCGAGACUAAAAACACCUGUCUGUGAAAUUGUAUCCGGUCUCUAUGGUUUGAGUUUUUAAACUUGCUAGCAGUAUUUAUUUGUAACUUUUUUUUAAACCGUGUAUUGCUUUGUUGUUGUUGCAAGCGGUGGUGAAGGUUCUACGCUUCUCACUGUGAAUGAUUGAUAAUAUUUACCUUUAUGUAGGUAUAUAGUAAGUCAUUCAAAGAGAACCAUUUGUCUUGCUGUGGAAAGCGUGGAGAAGCCUGUAUCGCCCGUACAAAGGCUCAACUGACAAUUCAACGCAACAACUAUAUUUGAUACAUUUUUUUUAAAUGAUAGUCUCUAUUCCUUUAGCACUUUUCGGAUGUCUCUUGGUUUAACGAUAGAUUAAGCUUAUUCUGUUGAUCAACUGGCUUUAAGCUUUGCUUUCCCCUCUAGCGUGUCAUGGAUAGAUCAACGUUUUUCGCGAUUUUAAAUUCAUCAUGUUGGUAACCGUUUUGGGAAGUAUUGCCCCGGUACCUCAUUUUCGAGCAGCAAUGUCUUCGUUCAUUGCUUGCCUUUUAUUGCGUGAGAACGCGAGCAAAAUGGCACACCUCUUGCUGAACGUGUGCUGGCGGCGGACGUUCAUCUAUGUAACGGAUCGCCCCCCUUUAAAGCAAACUUCAAAAUUUUAUGCAAAUUUGUAAUUUAGGAUAGAUUUAGGACGGAUCGAUCAUCAGGUUGUAAACAGUCUGAAGCAGACAAAUUUUAUAAUUUAUAUGAAUUUAUAUUUAUGCAGACUUUACUGGCGUAUAUUCUAUAGGGGUAGAAGCGCACAGGAUUCAAUUUUGGAUAAAAUUAUUUAAUACUUUUACAUAAGGGAACCAAACUUUAAAAUUUUGACACAUUGUUCUAUUUUUGUUUCCUUUCUUCCUGCGAAUCUCGCUUUAAAAUUAUAUUUACGCAUUUUUUAAGCUAAGUUUUUAUGCCUUUUUACAUGUGAGUUUUUCUGUGUUGCAAUCGAAUCUCGAAGAGGGUAUUUUUUGUGUUCAAUGUUGCUAAACAAAAAAAUCGAAACGAAGUCCAUUAUCUCGUCCCAAACAUCGAAGCGAUGUUGGAAAGCAAUAUUUAGAUGCCAUAUUUUAAUUUUGUUUGUUUGUUUUUCUUUCUUCACGCCGGGCAGUAGUGUGAGCACAGCAGAUUUUAGUUGUUUCGUUUUGAAAGUAUGUUGUGUUACGGUUAUUGGUUUCACACCGAUUGUUUCACUAAAUUUACUCAAUGUUCGUCACAAUUAUUUCCAUUCGGUAACGCUUGCUCAGUUUGAGAUUGUUCGAGGAUAUUUAUUGAGCCACACGUUUGUGUGUGCAGUUUUGCAGUGUUUCCGGUGAAUGGAUAUUAUUAAGCAUGUUUAAAAACAAAACCUACCGUUCAAAAGACAUGUUGUAUUGGCUAAACAGUGUAGCAAAAAACCCAAAAAAGGCAAUUAAACGUUAUCGUACAUUUUAUAUAGAUAGCCAACAAUGAAUUCAAUGGCUUCCGGUAACAAUCUAGAAAAGCAUUUUUCAAGACUUUAAACAAAAGAAAACAAAAGUUUACCUAAAAAAAUAGCGAUUGAGAGAAGGGAAAUGGCACACGAUUGCAAAAAGAAAUAAGUGUAAAACAAAAUCCCCCCCCCUCCCCAUUUUUCCAAUAAGGUAUAGAAAAAAUCGAAUCCAAAGCAAAAUAUUUUAUAAUUGAAACAAAAUAUUUUUUGCCUUACAUUUUACAUUUAUACAUCUAUUAAUAGAAAUAUGGCAACGAUUUUAGAACUGGCCGAACGCGGUGGACGGCCAUCUUAGAGCGUUCUAAGUUAUUUGUAGCGGAUGGCAGAAGGGGAAAAUGCGAUUCCGAAAAUGUACUACCACUACCCGCACACUAUACCGUACGAUACUAUCAAAUGGCAGUAAGAUAUUUUAAAUUUUACUUUAUUGAAAUGAUGGAAGAAAAAGGCGGUACAGAUAACGUUUAAGGCGUUUCGUUUUUGUUUUGCUAAAAAAUAGAUAUUACAACAUGAAGCAUUUUCUGUUAAAGUCCAGUCCAUAUUCAAGUCCAGAUUCAUGGCUAAGGUAGAAUGAAUCGAUAGCAAAACCAGGCAAGGAAAUUAGAACUCCGAUAGGAAAAGAAUUAUUCAUAAUCAAGUAAACUAAUAUAGGAACGUUCACACAUCCCACGGAUACACUAGAACUAAAAGCGCGUUUAAAGUUCCUUCUCAAAUCAAUAAACUGAUCGUUCUAUGUGUGUGUGUGUGAUUCUAAGAAAAAAAAUACGAAAAAGAAAUAUAUUUUCUCACAAUCAAAGAAUCAUCCUGCUGUGCGAGCCGGGUGUUUCUUCUGUGACGGUCUUACUUUCCGUGGAACCCGUGGAGAAAUCUUUUCAACAAUCACCGAUGGCGGUGGUGUUGUACACUCUGCAGUACUAAAGCAGUUCCUUAGCAGUUUUUUUGCAGUUAUAGUUAUAUAGAUUUAGUGUAGGGUUUUACGGCACAAAAACAAAAACAAACAAAAGCUGAAAUUUGAUACGCUUUUACAGUUAUGAAUUAAACACGCUUUUGUUUUUACGCUUAGCCGGUUUGUUUUAUUCAGAUUAGAUUAGCAUGAUUGACUACCACCACCUUCCUAGAAUAAUGAAUUUUAUUGGUCAGCUUAUUUUAGUUGUUUUAUUUUUUAUUUUUUCAAAUAACUUUGUGUGUGUUUUUUUUUAUUGAAUUGUAACAAGAUUUUUUCUGUAUCAUUAAAUGAAACAAAAAACACUAGGGAGAAUGUAUUUAUAAACGUAUUCUUCAGCCUUCGUUUCGUGGAUUAGGCAUCCUUUAUUUGUUGCAGUACAGCAGGGAAAGUGAUCAAUUAAAGUUAUAUCUCUACACUUUCAGCUGAUACACGUGAUAAGCUGUUUCAAACAGGUUUCUUUAAUCAGGAACAAAGUUUUCAAAAAUAAUUUACGGUAGGGUACUUUUUUUCUUAAAGAACUUUAGUGAAACAGUAGAAGAAAAAAACAAAACACAAUUUGGCAUCGAAAACCUCGAUUUGUGUUUCCAACCGUUGAUUCACCAACCGUUCUAUGUGCAGCUGUAGAGCAAACAUGUAUAGAGCAGGCAUACAAAAAAACACAUAUCAACAAAUUGCAAAAUCCAUUAUAUAAAGUCAAUUUUAAAUGAAAAUAUAACUACAAGUAAUUUGCCAAAACUGGAUGUGGAGGGGGGCAAGUAUAUUGGACUUGAACAAAACAAAAUCACUCACGCAAAUUUAAUCAGUUUUCACUUGUUCAGUUGAGCUUCUACUUCAAUCAAAUUCAUAAUGGUGUGUUUUUCUUUAGCAAAACAAAAAAUCGCGCCAAACCUUGCUCAGAGCGCGCGCCGCCAGAUAUUAGACGAGAUUAUAGUUGGAUAGCGCAAGAUAACAAAUCGUAAAAUAUUUUUGUGAGCACACCCUGCCAUUUGGUGGUCUGAAAUCUGACAUCCCGACACGGUGUGUACCACGGUACGGUGUUUUAAGGAAAGCAGCAACAGAUAGAGACUAAUUUAACCAAGUUAGUAAACUAAAAAUAAUCAUGCAACAUAGUGCCAUCAGUAGUAAAGAGGAAAACGAAAAACAAAAACAAAAAACAACAUAUUUUAUUGCGUUAAAAAUUCCUUUUGGAAUAGUGUUACUUUCCUUUAUCGCAAUAACCGUUUUUUUUGCGUGUAACGAUGAAAGCGUUCUAUGAAUGAAAAUUAAUGUGACACUUCGAUACACACGAUAGUUUCAAGAUAAGAUUUUGAAAAACAAACCUCCUUGCAGCAAACAAAACACAGGAAACGUCCGUCACAACAGAGGUAGCGUGCGGACACGAACGACAACCAAUGUCGAAAACUUUAGAUUUUUAUUAUUUGUUUCUCGUCACCGUCACACUUUUGUUGCCGCAAAACGGAGGUGUAACCGAAAGCAAGGAAGCUCUAUCGAUGGUUGUAGAAAUGUUUCUUGUUUGAACCAAUUUUGCCCGCAGUAGAUAUUAAGCUUUUUUACGUAUUUACAUAAAAUAUAUAUAGAGAAUAGCAAAAAACGGGGGAAAAAAACAACAAAAAGGUGUGCAACAAAGGUUGAUGCAAAGUCAUGGUCAUAAAAUCCAUUCGGGGGUACAUACAUACAUAUUUUAUCUUUGCACACUGGAAAGCAAAAUACACCGGAGCAAAACUGGACAAGAAUGCCCCAAUUUUAAACAGAGCAGGAGAAGCCUUUUAAAUCACACACGGUUUUGUACUCUAUUUAACAAAACAGUUUUUAGUCGAGCUGUGUUGUAGCACACGUUUCCUUCCUUCCUUUUCAUAUUGUAUAACAGAGAUAAAUGGAAACAAAAGAUACACAAAAACGCAUUAAAGAAAUUAUGGAAUGAAUCAAGCAGAUACCAGUUUCAUUAUGUCCAAAAUAGUCUCAAUCACUUUUUGGAAAAUUUGUUCCCAUUUACACAAAUUUCCACCAAAAUGUCAGUAGAAAUUUCCACCUUUUUUUACUGCGUAUGUUGGAAGGGACACGAGUUUACGGAAAAAACAGUGCUUUAGUUUGAAAUGGCGAAAGUAUGAGCGUCGUUUUUGUUAUACUACAAACAAAUUCUAUAUACAUAUACUCUACAACAGUUCAUUGGCAUAUCUGCUACGGUCCUGUUUGGCCUAACACACAACAGAGCUGAAUUAAAGUCUAAGGAAGUCACCAUGCUUACGUUGGUCUUGGAAAGCAAACGGUUAAGAAAAUUGUGUUUAAUUUCAACACAGAAUCAAAAUUUUCUUCCAUUGCACUUGCAUUACUUUAGCGUACAUAGAAAGGGCAAUACUUCAAACUAAUGGCCAGCUAAACUUUUUUAUAUUUAUUCGGCUUCGGUCCUCGCCGUCGUCGAGUUUUCUUCUGCAGUCAAUAUGCAAAUCUCUUGUCCAACUAAUCCACACGAGACACGUAUUUCAAUAAUUUUCUCAUAUUCCUCAUACAACAAUUAAAAAAAACGGGAACGUAUUGUUCGGAACUGAAUGCAAUCUUUUAGACCUAGUAAUCAACACCUUUACACAAUUAAUUACCACACACACCCGCAAACCCACACACCCUUUUCAAACACAAAGCAUACUUCUAAAACACUAUAUGUCGAAACACAACAAAAAAUCAUGAUGAAACCAGGGAGUCCUACUAUACAUGUGUAUUACGGUGAAUACACAUUACAAUUUGUAAAGUACAGUUCUAGCUUUAAAAAAAACUUAAAAUCCAACAGCGAGUCUGCAGAAUUUUCUAUUUUUGUAGAUCGAUAUUGUGUAUAUGAAUUCAAAACAAUAUAUAUACAAAGAUACACUUGCGUUACAUCUAAACAUAUAUACUCCUUAAUCGACAACAACAAAAAAAGUAACAACCUACAGAAAGUUAUCGUCCCCCAAAACGAGAGAGAGAGAGAGAAGACCGGUGUGUGAGGUCAAUAGCCAUUUGAGCAGCAACAAAGCGUACCGAAUCUAUGUGCGGAAAUGCAGCCGAAAACUAAAACCCAAUGUUCACAAUAAUAUAUUUGAGAUCAAUUUGAUAAUAAUAUAAAUUAUACGCAAUUAAAAUACAAAAAAACGCUCACGGUUAUACAACUUUCAAACUGAAAAAAAAAACAAGUACGAUACAGUUAAAGGCAGGAAAUGGAAGGAAAGAUUAAUCUCUCGCAUGUAUCCGGCCCUUCGACUGCUAAGGAACGGCACCGAAAGUAAGAACUAUCGGAUUUUGAAACAAUACAAUCACCUAUAACCUUUUUUUAAAACUAACUGAUAACUCUUCUUCUCACAUCUUCAACCAUCUCCCAAUCACCAAAAAUGCAAAAGAGAACAAAAAAAAAACAAACGAAUAAAAUAAUAGUGCACCCAGGUACGGUGGGAGGGUAAGGUGGUGUGGUACGUACAAAGAAGGAAAACAAAAGGAAACGUCUAAAGUUACAUAUAAAAGUAAUCCUACUUAUAUGCACUUGUAUAAAAUAUUUAUAUGGAAACAAACCAGCAAACAAAAAUAGUAGACAAAUAUUUAAAUCAAUUCUAACGAUGUACUCUUCAAGUUCACAUUCUACGUUUUCUGCAAACAUACACCUAACACACAAUAAUACAUGAAACUUUUAACACUCUUGCAAAUGGAAGAAAAUGGAAAAGAUAUGACAACAACAGGAAGCAAGGCAGGACUUGUGGUGUUUUAAAUUUGAAGAAACAAACAAAAAAAAAAGCUAUUUACAUGCCUACUAUACCAUGUUAAUACGAAUUUUAGAAAUCUUCUUAUGUAUACAAGCCAGAAGCCCAAGUAAACCGGGAAGGAUAUGAAAUAGAGAGGGGAGAAUGAAGAGUAGAGUAGACUGUGUUCUAAUGAAUUACAUCACAGAACCCAAUGUUCCGGUGGUAGAGGCGACAACGGCACCGGUCUUCAUUCGACAGGACUGGGGUUCAAAUCCCAUCCGGACCCGUUCCCCCGUAGUGAACGGUAUCAAUAAGCCAGAAAUGGCAGGCAUGAGCGGACGCUAGGCCAAGAUGUGACAGAAUGAGAACCCAAUGUCCAGCUCCAAAAGCAAACAGCUACCACAGCUACCGGGCUCCUUCCCCGGCAUUAUAGCGUUUUUUGUGUCCAGUAUGUAGAGAUGCAUUUGACCACCCGGUACCCGGCCCGCCCGCCUAUGAAGUGAGGGCCGCAAUGGAAAAGUUUAUCUUAUUUACUCAGAGGCAAAUAUUUAAAACGCAAGCACGUAUAAGUGAAAUAGUCAAAAACCAUCUCUUGCCUAAUAGUUUUCAUAUUUAGCAUUAUUAUGGACCGUGGAAGAGAGUACGUUCUUGUAAGGGGAGGAGCAUAUUGCGAGCCGAAGCGUAACUAUUAUUACUGCUCGCUCACAACGCGCCACAAGCGAAACAGUCAAAGGAAGGUGUUCCUAACACGUACGCCAGCGAAGCAGAGCGUGGUGAGGCGGGUUAUUGAACGGUAAAUGUGCCAUGCCACAGGAGAAGCGAAGCGUGUGUGUGUGUGUGCGUGUGAGUGUGUGUUUUGUCUGUAUGCAUUAGGAUAAUAAUCAAUUUUUUUGCGAAGGAAAUUAGUGUUUCAAAGAAAAAAAAUUUUUUUUUCCUCCGUACUUUCGAUAGGCCUAACAAAUUCACUAUCUGUUACAUUGUCCACCACUCCCAAAAAACGAAAAAAAAAAUCGCGUUAGAAGGAAGUUCACUUUAGAAGUUGAUUUACACCAAUUAUAAUUUUGUAGCUAGCAGCAAUUCCUUUUUUUUUGGGGGGUUUGGGGGAGGUCUGUCAACGAUAAUUAACUUCUUAAGCACCCGUUUUCCCACUUUUACCGUUUUUUGGCCGUUCGCAUAGAAUAGUAGAACACGAUAGAUUGAGCCAACCAGUAGCAAAAAGGGAAACAGUUGUGAGCAAGUUUCGUAGGCAAAAAAAAAAAA
Anopheles stephensi (Asian malaria mosquito) is the source of this 13575-nucleotide messenger RNA. It is a transcript of the gene mei-P26, whose product is annotated as brain tumor protein. Gene Ontology annotation, cellular component: nucleoplasm; chromatin. Bases 749 to 4036 code for a protein of 1095 amino acids. Gene Ontology annotation, biological process: positive regulation of DNA-templated transcription. The record is from RefSeq and is a predicted model, not a curated record. The transcript is spliced from 6 exons. Gene Ontology annotation, molecular function: ubiquitin-protein transferase activity; zinc ion binding; protein binding. NCBI's taxonomy places the organism in Eukaryota, Metazoa, Arthropoda, Insecta, Diptera, Culicidae.